AUGUACGGGGCGGGCGGGGAGCCGUACCUCAUUGACCCGUCCUCGUACUACGGCCACCGCGAGGUCGACAUCGCCAUGACACGGCUGUUUGGCGGCUUCGGCGACGAAUUCUACGCGGCGUACGAGGAGGCACUGCCGCUGGAGCCGGGACACGCAUCGCGGGUGCAGUGGUACCAGCUGCUGCCGCUGCUGUGCCACCUCAACCUCUUCGGCGAGACGUACGGGGCCUCCGUUGACGCCGCAAUGGCACACGCAUAUGAGGCGCCCUAG
Molecule: messenger RNA, 270 nt
Organism: Trypanosoma grayi
Lineage: Eukaryota; Euglenozoa; Kinetoplastea; Trypanosomatida; Trypanosomatidae
Product: fructosamine kinase
Exons: 1
Coding region: 1-270 (89 amino acids)
Source: RefSeq, a predicted model, not a curated record